UGACUGAUUCUCAACCGUAUAUAGCAUAGCACGGUGGCAGUUGGUGUAUCUUCCAUGCACUAUACCUCUCUUCCGAGUGUUACAAAUGUUUGAAGAACAGUGAAAUCGUUCCAUGUAAGCAACAACGUUAACAGCAGAUCAUCACAUUGUGAACACCGAGCAGGCUCAGCGCGAGCUAAACCAGACGAGUUCGACAAUGCCGAUACGUCAUUAUACAUGGUUACACAUGACUUUUCACUGCUAUUACAAGUGUCACCCGCACAGACAACUCACAAUUCCGACACCUCGAAGAAGACCGUGGAUUAUAUGAAGUUCGUUGUGGCGUUGCUAACUGGCACGCGCACAGAGAAAAAUCAAGGAAGUGGCAGAAGUGUUUCCCGAGAAAGUAGCAUCUGGGGCUCCGACGUAGACUACUGUGGGGACUGUUAUGUUUACCUUUAAAGCGCUUGUCGGUUAUUUGUCGUCUUGGGUCACACACGACGAAGCUUUUCUAGCUGCAUGGAGGAAAAGUGAAACGAACCUUCGAGAUGCUACUUCCUUGUUUCCACGCCAGGGGGCGCCCUAACGCAAUGUACUGACUUAUCCGUUCCUGUACUGACUUCUUAACAGUCGAGACUUGUCAGAUAUGCAACAAGUCGACCGAAUUUUCAUUUACUCUUUAGGGUUUUUUUUUACUCCUGCUUUGAUGAUUCAGUUUGUUAUCAUUCUAUCCGGUAUUUUACCAAAUUGAUGUCAAGUCUGAGGCCAUGGUUCUCGACCGGAGUAAGGUGGUUUGCUCUCUCCGGGUCGGUGGAGAGUUCUUGCCCCAAGUGGUGGAGUUGAAGUAUCUCGAGGUCUUGUUCUCGAGUGAGGGAAAAGGGGAGCGUGAGAUUGAGGGGUUGGUACAGCGGCAGCAGUGAUGCGGUCGCUGUAUCGGACCGUCGUGGUGAAGAGGGAGCUGAGUCACAAGACGAAGCUCUCGAUCUCUACCGAUCGAUCUACGUUCCCUCCCUCACCUAUGGUCACGGGCUUUGGGUAAUGAUUGAAGGUGAUGUCAAGACUAUAAGCUUUUAGUUUGCGCUAUUUAAAUGCACAACGCUUGCUUUUAUCUGUCCUUCACUUCUAUUCACCCAUUAAACGACCUACAUAUAAAAAGAAAACUCCGAUACAAUCGGAUCUCGUAAAUGUCACAAUGUAAUAUAAAACAAAAGAAAAAAUCCGGAAUUUUUUUGUGUGCUACGUCUACUGAUAUGAUGACACAUGUUGCGUAAUGUCAUGUCAAAUACAUUUUGCUCCAGAAUUUAAAGCAUUCAUUCAGCAAAACUAUAACUGCCAAAACAAUUAAAAAGUGAAAAUAAAAUAAACAUGACCUUCGAUCACCCAAAAAUGUUAUUUCGAUUAGAAAAUGUUAUUUCGAUUAUUAGUAAACGCUUUGAAUUGAUCAUCGAUUGGCCACUUUCAUUUGGCAAUAGCUUUCUUUAUGUCCCCUGCUUUUAGGAAUAUCUCAGAAUCAGAAUCAGAAUCAGAAUCAGAAUCAGAUUUAUUGCCAUGGUCAGUGGGGAGCCCACUGACUAGGAAAGUGCCUUGGAAUAAAGUGCAUCAAAAAACAAAUAAAAUAAAAUAAAUAGAAUAGCAUUACAACAAGGCUGUUCAUGAAUUUAACAGUCUGACGGCCGAGGGAAAGAAGCUGUUCCUGUGACGGGAGGUUCUGGUCUGGAUGGACCGUAGCCUCCUGCCAGAGGGAAGAGGAACAAACAGUCUAUGUCCAGGGUGAGAAGGGUCGGCUCUGAUCCGACCUGCACGUCUCUGGGUCCUAGAGGCAUACAGGUCAUGAAGAGGUGGCAGGCUGCAACCGAUCACCUUCUCAGCAGAACGUACGAUGCGCUGCAGUCUGCUCUUGUCCCUGGAGGUGGCGCUGUUGUACCAGACAGUGAUAGAGGAGGUGAGGAUGGACUGGAUGAUGGCCGUGUAGAACUCCACCAGCAACUUCGUCGGCAGUCGUAGUUUUCGUAGCUGCCUCAGAAAGAACAUUCUCUGCUGGGCCUUCCUGAUGAGGGACCUGAUGGUUGACUCCCAUUUGAGGUCCUCAGUGAUGGUGGUUCCCAGGAAGCAGAAGGAGUCCACAAUAGGAAUGGAUAAACCAGCCAACAUGAGAGGGGACAGAGGAGCUGUUACUCUCCUGAAGUCCAUGAUCAUCUCCAUCUGAGUAAAAUGUCAAAAUUUCAGACAAAUUAAAUCGAUAUGUUGAAAUGCAGAGACCACAAUAGUAAUGAAUAAAAUAUUCAUGUUAACUCCCAGCUUUUACAUUUUUCAAACCCAAACGUUAAAAAGAACAGUGAACACGGAUGACCAGAUGGUGUCAGUAAUACGUGUGAAGCGUGUGUGACUACAGUUAAGUACUGCAGAAGAAGAAAUCCGACUGUGAGCCAAUCAGGUGUAAGGUUGCGCUACCCUCUGCGCAGGCGCACAAGAUUGCGAUCUCAUGUGUUGUGCGUCGUGUCCGGUGGAGGUCACAGACAACUGAGGUAGUCAAAUAGCAGUCAUGGCCAAAUUGUUUGAGUCAAUCGGUAAGCUUGGACUUGCCCUUGCUAUCGGUGGGGGAGUGGUGAACUCGGCCCUUUUUAACGUGGAUGCCGGGCACAGGGCUGUGAUAUUCGACAGGUUCCGCGGUGUUCAAGAUGCUGUUGUCGGGGAGGGCACACACUUCCUCAUUCCAUGGGUCCAGAAACCAAUCGUCUUUGACUGUCGUUCUCGUCCACGCAAUGUGCCCGUCAUCACAGGAAGCAAAGAUUUGCAGAAUGUCAACAUUACGUUGCGUAUCCUCUUCCGCCCUGUGACCAGUCAGCUUCCCCGCAUCUUCACCAGUAUAGGCGAGGACUAUGAUGAAAGAGUCCUCCCAUCCAUCACGACAGAGGUCCUGAAGGCAGUCGUGGCGAGGUUUGAUGCUGGCGAGCUGAUCACGCAGAGAGAGCUGGUGUCCCGGCAGGUCAGCGAGGACCUCACAGAAAGAGCCUCCACCUUUGGUCUCAUCCUGGAUGAUGUUUCACUGACGCACUUGACCUUUGGCAAAGAAUUCACUGAAGCUGUUGAGAUGAAGCAGGUGGCCCAGCAGGAGGCGGAGAGGGCCCGAUUUGUUGUAGAAAAGGCUGAGCAGCAGAAGCAGGCUGCCAUCAUUUCAGCCGAGGGUGAUUCCCAAGCUGCCUUGCUCAUUGCCAACUCGCUCAUGGAGGCCGGCGACGGUCUGGUAGAGCUGCGCAAGCUAGAAGCAGCUGAAGAAAUUGCUUUCCAGCUCUCCCGCUCCCGUAACGUCACCUAUCUGCCCUCGGGACAGGGCACGUUGCUGCAGCUGCCCCAGUGAGGACGUCAUGAUUCCCCCCUAGUUUACAGGAAAAUGUUGAAGCCCCUGUCAUUGUUCAAGAAGUUCUGCAAGCUCACAAUAAAUAUGUCUUUCUAAUUUCCAAUGAGUGAAUAGGUUUGAUGCCUCUGAGAUUAAUUUAUCAGUUCAAUCCUCACUAUCGCCAUUGAUUUGCAAUAUUA
Messenger RNA from Synchiropus splendidus (mandarinfish), 3516 nucleotides. It is a transcript of the gene phb1, whose product is annotated as prohibitin. The record is from RefSeq and is a predicted model, not a curated record. Bases 2522 to 3337 code for a protein of 271 amino acids. Lineage: Eukaryota; Metazoa; Chordata; Actinopteri; Syngnathiformes; Callionymidae. The transcript has 7 exons. Gene Ontology annotation, cellular component: membrane; mitochondrion. Gene Ontology annotation, biological process: mitochondrion organization.